Messenger RNA from Protopterus annectens (West African lungfish), 2842 nucleotides. It is a transcript of the gene TTC12, whose product is annotated as tetratricopeptide repeat domain 12. The transcript has 21 exons. Lineage: Eukaryota; Metazoa; Chordata; Ceratodontiformes; Protopteridae. Gene Ontology annotation, molecular function: protein binding. The record is from RefSeq and is a predicted model, not a curated record. The coding region runs from base 314 to 2455 and encodes 713 amino acids.
GAAAGUUCAUCGAUAUAUAUUUUGUUCUGUAAAUAUCUUUAAUAUUACACAUCAAGCUCAGACAGACAAACCCGGUCAAGAAAUGUUAAAAAUAAAUCUCUGCUAACCAAUAAAAAUCGGCUGGAUUAAGGAAUCUCACCCUUUACGUAAUACCAUGACAGAAUUUUACGAAGCCUUUCGGACUUAGAAUCGUGACUCUCCGGAGUACCAUGGAAACCGAAUCUAACGCUGGGAGAUACCAGGUGGCUGUUAAGUUUAUAUUGAAGGCAGUGACAGAGUACUGCGAGUAUACAUUGUCUCGUUAAAAACGGCAAUGUCUAGAGAACAGGAGAAAGACUUGAACGUAUUUCUGAAACAAGUGGACAAAGUUUCUGAACUUGUUCAGAGACUAAAUUCAGAUGAUGCAGUCAUUCGAGAGGAAGCUUUGAAUGAAGCAGACAGAAUAAUAUCAGCUACUAAUGAUAAUGAUGAAGUAGAAGGGACUAGAACUAAAGUGAACAGAACUCUUACAAACACUAACGUAGGACUGCAAGGCAAAGCACUUUACCAGGAUGUCCAAGAAAAUCCAAAUACUAGUCAAGAUUAUUUACUAGCACUUCUGGAGAAGGAUGCACGAGACAGAGCCAAGAAAAGAAAAGAAAAUAAAAAACUGGCAAACGCACUGAAAAGGGCUGGGAAUGAAGCAUUUGCUAAAGAAGAUUAUGAAUUGGCAAUCAAGUAUUACACUGAAGGUUUAGAGAAAAUCAGAGACAUGCAGAGUUUGUACACCAACAGAGCACAGGCAUAUAUUAAGUUGGAUAAGUAUGAAGAAGCACUGAAUGACUGCAAGUGGGCACUGAAGUGCAAUGAAAAAUGCAUUAAAGCAUAUGCCCACAUGGGAAGAGCAAAUGUUGGACUUCGAAAUUACACUAAGGCUAGACACUGCUAUGGAAAGAUGCUAGAAAUUGAUCCAAAAUGUAAAGACAUUUUCAAAGAGUACAUGGAUCAAGCAGAUGUAGCAGAAAGAACUGCACUUCAUGAUGAAAAGGCAUGGAGAGAGCUUCAUCAAGGGGAGGAAACUGCUUGUACUGUGAAAGAAUUGCUUCAGAAGUUAGCUGCACCCAGUCAGCUUCCUAUUUAUUAUGCAGGCGGAAUAAGGCUUUUAACUUCAUUGAUUGAAGACUGUACGGAACAAGCCUUAUUUAGAACCAUCAAUGGAUUCAGUAUCAUAUGUGACAAUGUGAUCAUUCAGAGAUGUCUGCAAGUGUCAUUGAGUGAUCCACUGGAGGUUGACCUUUGUGCUGCUAUACUACAUCUUUGGCUAGUUGUAUGCAAAGGGAAUGAGGAAAACCAGAGGUUGUUGAUAACACACCGUAAUGUGAAGCAGCAGCUAGUUGAGCUACUGUUAUCAAAUGCUCCAGAAAUUCAGAGAAAAUGUGUUUCGCUAAUGUACCAGUAUUCUGAAACAGAAUUUGGAAGGCGGUUGCUCCUUAAUGAACUGGAUACAGUGAGGUUAUUGCAGGUGCUGCUGGACCUCAUGGAGCGAUCUGAUGUAGCAGCCACCAAGACAUCAGCAGUAGUUCUUCGAAACCUCACCAUGGAGCCAAAGUUAAGGAAGCUUAUUAGACCCACAUUUUCAUCAGAUGUAUUGCCUGCAUUUACAAGUUUGUUGAACAACUUGCGGCUUGUCAACCAAUCAGUUAUUUCCACGAUUAUUGCUGCCGUCGGAGACAUUGUACAAGAUGAGAGCAUUAGGCAAGAGCUAUCCAAAAGCAGACAGCUUUGGGAAGGUUUCUUUGCUGCAGUGGAUGAAUAUCUGCAACUUAACAGUGAUGAAUAUCGAGACAUAUUGUACACAUUGCUUGGCUUAAUGGUGAACUUAUCUGUGGAGUCAAACUGCACCAUACCGGAUAUUGCAUUAGGUGCUACAAUUAGGUGCCUUUCCCUGCUGAAAAGUACUGAUGGUGGGAUUCUAACUCGAACAGUGGGACUUCUUAGCCAUGUUCUCUUGCAUUCUUCAACUGCAGUAGAAGAGGCAAUCAGAGGAGGUGUAGUGAAGAAAAUGAUCAAGUUUUUGAAGGUGGGUGGGCCAUCAACGACACGUUAUGCUGUGAGGACACUGGCCAUCUGCACUCAGAAAAGCCAGCAGGCCUGUGAAGAAACAGUGAGGUCCGAUAAAAAGUUCUCGGUCUUUAUGAAAUUGCUGUUGUCCGAGGAUGAAGUUGUUGUGGGGAACACUGCCCUCUGUCUUGGUCACUGCAUGUCUGUUCCAGGAGCUGCUUCAUCUUUGCUGAAUACAGAUAUACUGAAGUUGUUACUGAAAAAUGCAGGAGGGGAUGCAAAGAAGAAUGCAGUACAACAGAAUGCAGCUAUUGCUUUAGGAAAACUUUGUAAAGCUGAGACAAGGUACAUGGCACAACUCCGUGAACUUCAUGGAAUAGAAAUCUUAAACUCAUGCAUGAAAUACAUCAAGUAGUGGAUCUUCAAGUGUUUUUUUUCUCAUAUGUAGACAUCAGCCAAACUCUACAGCUUCUCACAAUGAAGACUUGCUUCUUCUGAUUCUGAACUGUGCUGCUGGCGAGUACUUGAUAAACUUGCAGUGGCAGGCUGAAUUUGGAAAGAGUUACAGACAUUUAUCACCAUGAGAUGCUCAGUUAUAAUGAACUACUGUAUAAGCCAGUAUGCUGUUUGACCACAUAAAGGCUGGUCAGUGUUUGAGAGUCUUGAGAAGGUCAAAUAAAAUUAUACUGUUAAGUAUGAAUACCAUCGGCUUGUUUAGCAAGAGAUAAGUGUUUAACCACAGUCUUGUCUUUGUUAUUUUAUUUAAUUCUUCAUAUGCUGCAAUAAAUGUACAUUGCUUUUC